AUAGGGGUCUCCCCUGCAGCUCCCGCCUGUCCUGCCCGCCUCCCUCUCUCCGCCCACACUGCUGGGGCCAGGCCUGGGACGCUUGCUCAGCUCCCGGAGGAUGGCCGCUCUGCGUGCACUGUGGGUGGGGCUGGUCCUGCUGGGGGUCCUGGGGGUCCCGCAGACCCGGGCCGAGGCCCAGGUAUCCCUGCAGCCCAACUUCCAACAGGACAAGUUCCUGGGUCGCUGGUUCACCGCGGGCCUCGCCUCCAACUCGAGCUGGUUCCGAGAGAAAAAGGCAGCCCUGUCCAUGUGCACGUCGCUGGUGGCGCCGACCGCGGACGGCGGACUCAACCUCACCGUCACCUUCCUGAGGAAGGACCAGUGUGAGACGCGGACUCUGCUGCUGUGGCCCUCGGGCCUCCCGGGCUGCUACAGCUACACCAGCCAGCACUGGGGCAGCGUGAACGACGUGCGGGUGGUGGAGACAGACUACGGGGAGUACGCCCUGCUGCACACCGCCGGCACCAAGGGCCCCGGCCAGGACUUCCACAUGGCCACCCUCUACAGCCGCACCCAGACCCCCCGGGCGGAAGUGAAGGACAAGUUCACAGCCUUCGCCAAGGCCCAGGGCUUCCCGGACGACACCAUCGUCUUCCUGCCCCAGACCGAUAAGUGCGUGGAAGGACACCAGUAGACACAGCCUGAAGAAUUUGAGGACUAAAUGCUGCAAGAUCUCGUGAAAAGUAACAACGGAAGCCACAACCAGGACGGCAGCGGGGACGGCCGGCAGGGGGAGCUCUCGCCCCACCACGCGUCAGUCCCCCCAAACAGGGAGCGCCGCCUGCGUCUCUAACAGGUGUUUUCUCUAAGUUACUACCCCAGCAGGUGGAAGGUUUUCCCCUCGCCUGGCAACGGCUCAGCCAAUAAGAGACCGUCACAACGCAGCCAAUGAAAAGCCGCUCUUUCGGACGCCCAGCCUCCUCCAAAGGGCGCUGCGUGCGGCUGCCCCGCCCCGCUCCCCCUUUCCGCCGCCAGUGAAGGUCCCCUCCUCUGUUCCCCGGACUCGCGGGUGGUUCUGCCAUAUCUUGUGUGUCUCAAAGUACAAUUCUUUAUUGCUUCCAAAUAAACCCAUUUCUGCUGCUAAA
This is a messenger RNA of Phyllostomus discolor (pale spear-nosed bat), 1127 nucleotides long. RefSeq names its product prostaglandin D2 synthase (gene PTGDS). Gene Ontology annotation, molecular function: small molecule binding. The record is from RefSeq and is a predicted model, not a curated record. The coding region runs from base 101 to 676 and encodes 191 amino acids. The transcript is spliced from 7 exons. Lineage: Eukaryota; Metazoa; Chordata; Mammalia; Chiroptera; Phyllostomidae.